AUGGCGAGGAAAGGGUCGAGUAGAGUAUCAUCUCUUUUGAUAUCAAUAGUUGCUACUUUCGCUUCCUUCUAUGUCGCAGGCCGUUUAUGGCAAGAAUCACAAACUAGGGUUCAUCUUAUCAAGGAGCUCGACAGGGUUACCGGACAUGGUAAAUCUGCUAUAUCAGUGGAUGAUACUUUAAAGAUCAUAGCUUGCAGGCAAGAAGGCUUUCUUUCAAAAACUCUUAACCAUACUGAUGGAACAGAAACUAAGAAAAGACCACUAGUGGUUAUCGGUAUCAUGACAACUUUGGGUAACAAGAAGAAAAGAGACGCUGUCUGGCAAGCAUGGAUGGGGACAGGUGCAUCAUUAAAAAAGCUGGAAACUGAGAAGGGUGUGAUUGCACGGUUUGUUAUUGGAAGAAGUGCAAAUAAAGGGGACAGUAUGGAUAAGAGCAUUGACGCUGAAAACAGUCAAACCGAUGACUUCAUUAUUCUUGAUAAUGUAGUUGAGGCACCUGAGGAAGCUUCUAAGAAAGUAAAGCUGUUCUUUGUCUAUGCUGCAGAGAGGUGGGAUGCACAGUUUUAUGCAAAGGCCAUUGACAAUAUCUACGUUAAUCUCGAUGCUCUCGGAAGUACACUUGCAGCUCAUCUUGAGAACCCAAGAACUUAUAUUGGUUGCAUGAAAUCAGGCGAAGUUUUCUCAGAGCCGAACCACAAAUGGUAUGAACCAGAAUGGUGGAAAUUUGGUGACAAGAAAGCAUACUUCCAGCAUGCUUAUGGAGAGAUGUACGUUAUAACACAAGCACUGGCUAGUUUUGUAUCGAUCAAUAGGUAG
Eruca vesicaria subsp. sativa (arugula) is the source of this 816-nucleotide messenger RNA. NCBI's taxonomy places the organism in Eukaryota, Viridiplantae, Streptophyta, Magnoliopsida, Brassicales, Brassicaceae. The record is from the annotation of a GenBank genome assembly.